Molecule: messenger RNA, 4661 nt
Organism: Chara braunii
Lineage: Eukaryota; Viridiplantae; Streptophyta; Charophyceae; Charales; Characeae
Source: the annotation of a GenBank genome assembly
UCUACGGCUCGCCCGACUUGUUAUCCCAUCGAGCCCACGGCAGCAUGUCGGGAUUAUCGUGAUCUGGGCGAUUCGGACGUGCCGGCAUUAUCCUCUUUGACCGCUGCUUCGACAUCGUCUGCCGACCGAUUCUCUUCCGUCUGUUGUCGAGCGGCUCCAGCUCGCAUACGACCCUAUCUGAAGGCGCGCGACGAUGAGAAAGUAAUCAAUCACAUCCCUUCGGGAAUGAGGCACGACGGACUGCUUUUCUGAUUUUUUGCGAUAAUAGUGUAAUAAUGGAGUCCUCCAUUUCUGUUUUAAUUAAUUUCCGCAGACGGAAGUCCAUAUCCUCCUGGAGGUCAUCCAUGGUGGUUAUGGCCGUCUAUCACCACCAAGAUUCCCACUCGGUUUUCACUAUAACGAUCCCCCCUUUGACUGAUGCGUGGCGUAAGGCGCAACGCCUUAGUUGAUUACCAAGUCGGAGACGGGGCGAUUGGCUUUUGCUCUGCCUAUCUUGCCAGCCGCCUGCCGGCUAACGGUCGACCGCUUCAUUCAGUUUCGCGCUUCCGUUAUUCAUCCUCCUAACACUGCGAUCUCUUUCUCUGCUUCUUCUCUUCUUCUUUCUCUUCUCCUCCCCUCCUCUUCUUCUUCUCUUUUUCUUCUCUUCUUCUUCUUCUCUUCUUCUUCUCUUCCAUGCCUCCCUGACUGUCCGUCAGUAUCGAAUAUGGAACAGUAUGGGUCGAUUGCUAUCGCGACACGCACCUGUCCCUUUCACCUACUUGCUGAGCCUGCAAGGGGAGCGUCUUUCUCUUACCAUCAGGCCGUUGAUAGCAACACCUAUCAUCGUGGCGGUCUAUCUCCUUCUCCUCCUCCUCCUCCUCCUCAUCAUCAUCAUCAUCAUCAUCAUCAUUAUCAUUAUCAUCAUCAUCAUCAUCAUCUUCUGAAGGUAGUGAGGCGCACACGUCGGGCCUAUAUGAUUAAAUCAGGGCUUGAUAGACCUGGUACAGUGACCAGGCUGAUCGAAUCAGGAGCAAUUGGCGGGCUGGUUGGAGAAGAAGCCAUUUUUGGCCAAGGCCGAUCCAGAUCCCGACCUCCGCCACUCUCUUCCGCUUUCUCCGCUUCGUUGGGCUUAGAGAGGGAAGGGAGACACAGAUGCUGGGCUCCGAAGAGGGGCUGGGAACUAGACUGGGGGAUUCUCGGACAACGAGUACGGGCAGAAGGUGAACCAUCUGGAACAGUCUCUGCACCAAGCGCGUUGGUUGAGGCACGGCGGGAAAGACGCAGCACUUUCAGGUGCGCCGGCACAGGUGGGUACUAUGCAGGAACCGACGGAAUCUCCUGCCUCCGACAAGUCUGUCACCCUGACGAACGUUUCUUACGCCCGCUCUCGACUGCCCGGCGCAACGAAAAUGCCGGAAUGUAUGAUCGUGCAGGUCCAUCACUAGGAGGAGGAGGAGGAGAUCAAUCAGGCGGUCGAGGGCGAUGUCAUCAGACUUUAAGGCGCCCUCGGCCGCAAACGACUGACGGAUAUGGGUGCAACACGAGCCGUUGGAUUCAGACUUCAACAAUUGGCUGCGCGAGGGAACCGGGGGUGGUCGCGGAAGAAGUGGUGGAACAACACGAGGCGCUGGAUUCAGAAGGAGGCGGUAAGGAGACGAAAGCGCACGAUCAUGCGGCGUCGGGAUCGGGUGGCAAUUCGUUGCUGGGACAGCUGAGCGGCUACCUGGAGACAGAAGAGGAGGGGGAGGAGGGGAAGGAGAAGGGGAAGGAGAAAGUAAAGGGCGAUGGAGGCAGUCGAGAGACGCAGCAGAGUUUCCUCCUGAACCAGACCGCCAUGUCAGCGCCGAACGCGAAUCACGAGACUGAGACAGAUUCUAACCCUCCUGAUCAUCAUCACAAUCUGUCGGGGAAUGGUCGCACAACAUUCGAUUCCUCCUGCUCAGCCACGUGUCAUUCGCCAGCGUCAGCGUCAUCUUCAUCUGUUUCGACUAACGGAUCUGGAGCAGCAGCAAAUUCGGACGCAGCAGAAUCAGCAACAGCAGGAGGAGGAGGAGGAGGAAAAGAUCCUUAUGGCCGAGGAUCGGCACCAUCAGCGGCAGGAAUAGGAGCGGCGGUAGCAGAAGGAAGAGGAGGAGGAGAAAGAAGACAUCUUGAUGGACCAGGAUUAGCAACAACUGCAGCAGCAGCAGCGGCAGGAGGAGAAGGAGGAGAAGGAGGAGAAGGAGGAGCAAGAAGAGAUCUCGAUGUGGUAGCAGCAAGAGAAUCAGCAGCACCAAGAAACGUAGAGAAAGCGGAAGCAACAACAACAGAUGGAGGAGGAGGAGGAGGAGGAGAAAGAGGUGCUGCUGUACUUAGAUCAGAGCUGCCAGCGGGACUCGAUCGCUCGCCGUCUGCAGAGCAGCCAGACGCGGAGCCGAGAAGAAGAAGCAGGGGACAAGCUUCAGUCUCAACGACAGGACUAAGCUUGCUUAGGAAUAGCGCUGUUGUUGACUCAAAGGACGAUCCGGAAGAUGAAGCCAUUGAUCAAAAGGUUCUGGUAUGGGACUUUGUUAAACUUACCGUGCGAUUCGGGGGACCUGCUCUCGGAAUCUGGUUAGCAAAUCCGAUCAUGAACCUCGUUGGCACGGCCAUUGUUGGGCGCACCUGCGUUCUUCAGCUAGCCGCCUUGGGUCCCGGGUCCGUCCUCUGCGACCAGGUUGCCUACGCCUUCACCUUUCUCUCGGGGUUGACGUCAACACUGGUUGCGACCUCUGCCGCCAAAGGAGAGUUGAGGAAAACCGAGCGGCACGUCUCGGACUUGCUCGGGGUCUCACUCGCCUGCGGCUGUCUGCUGAUGCUCUUCGUUGCGCGCAGUUCCCCCGGGUUCAUCGCGGGCUUUGUCGGGGACAAGGGCCGCGGGCUGAUCCCCUUGUCCUUGUCGUACGUGUCUAUUCGGAACCUGGGAUGGCCGGCGCUUUUGACAACGUCAGUCUGUCAGAGCACCAACUUAGCGUUCCAAGACUCGUGGAACCCGGUGAAAGUUUUGGCCGCCGCCAGCGCGCUCAAUCUCUUGGGCGAUAUCGCAUUUUGUGUGUGGAGCGACAAUGGCAUCGCGGGUGUGGCGUGGGCGACCGUGGUGUCGCAGUACGUGGCGGCAUUGCUGAUGCUCAGCGCGGUACGGAAGCUAAAUCGAAUCAGAUUGCGAAUCAGUUGGCCCUCUUGGCGGGACUUCCGUGUAUACUUCAACAUAGCUUGGCCUAUCUUUUUGGUGACUGUGGGAAAGACGUCGUUCUAUGCCUUGCUUGGCUAUUCUGCUAUGGGCAUUGGGACCUCGGCAAUGGCUGCCCACCAGGUGAUGAAGAGUAUUUUUGUGAUAAACUCGGUGUGCGGAGAACCCCUCUCUCAAACUGCACAGACUUUCAUGCCCUUGUACAUUCAUUCUUCUGACCCCAAAUACAGGAAGAGGACCCCCCUCCUUCUCAAGUCCGUAUUGGCCAUUGGAUGGGUUCAAGGCCUAGUCACCGGAACGGUGGCGGCGCUUAUUUCUUGGCAAUUUGCCCAUGCCUUCACACGAGACCCAGCCGUGGUGUCCGAGAUGAGGAGAGUAUGCCUUCCUCUCUUCUUUGCACUCCUGUUUUCUGCUGUUAAUAUCUUUCUCGAAGGGGUUUUACUCUCCCUUCGUGAUGUACACUACUUGGCCCUCAGCAUGUUUCUCAGCCUCUUCGCUGGGGCCUGCUGGCUAAAAUUGGGCACUUUCCUCGGGCUCGGCAUCGGCUGGGCCUGGUGGGCUCUCGUUGUUUUUCAAGUCGCAAGAAUUACAUUUGUGGGGGCAAGGGUUUGGAUCAGAAUGAGGACCAUCAUCAGCGAUGAUGCAGUACCUCAUGAUUCCUCGUCGUGAAAACUUCCAACUUUUCAAUCAAACUGCUGGCUCAUUCUCUUCCUCAUCUUCAUCGCCUGCUUGACCCUGAGUGAUGGGAUGUCGAAGUGUGGUAAUAAUUGGAUGCCAGACUGCCUGGAUGCCCUUCUUUUAUGUUCCUUUGCACAUUUAGGUCCUUCCAUCCUCAACCCCAUCUCUCCUUCAGUUGCCUCAGCACAGCACCUUUUUCAAACUCUCUCAGAGUCUCCAAUCCUCACCCCCAGUUCUCCUUAGAUUCCUCUUAGUACUAAUAUGUAGCAGUAAUACUCAGACCCCUGAUCUGUUGGGCCCAUUAGCGGCCCUUUGGCUGGUUGGCUCCACUAUUUUCCCACUCCGCAGAUUCAGCACCCAGGUCUGUCGUACACGAGCCAUUUCGAUCCAGUAGCACUGUUCAUCCAAAGUCUUCAGAAUAUCGCCUUCUCAAUUCUUGACUUUGCCUGGGAAAGGGACCCCUGAUCUGUUGGGCCCAUUAGUGGCCCUUAGCCCGGUCGGCUCGCCUGCUUUCCCACUCUGCAGAUUCCACACCCAGGUCUGUGGGUACACGAGCCGUUUUGAUCCAGUAGCACUGGCACUGUUCAUCUGAAAUCUUUAGAAUGCUGCAUUCUCAAUUCUUGACUUUGCCUGGAAGGAGCAAACUUAGUGUGGUUCGAUUCGUACAACCUUCCUCAAUUCUACCCUCAGUUUCAACCUUCCUCAAUUCUACCCUCAGUUUAAACCCUCGAGGGGUGAACUCCAGUUUAAACUGAGGGUAAUAGGGCUCUUCCUGGGAUAAAAAACCUGGAAAAGA